GCCUAAAGUUUAGACAGAAGUGCAGGCAUAACUUUGUAUAUCAAUAAUUAAUUCAUAUUUAAAAUUAAGAUUUCUUUAAAAUAUUGAUUUAAGUGAGCGUUUCAUAAGUACUGAAAUAUGUAAAGACAUUAUCUUCUUUAUUUUAUGUUCAAUUCAAGGACAAAACUUUGAAAAAUUAUAGAAUAAUCCACAAAAAGAUGUCAGCAGUCAAUGACUCAGCUGAGAAGGAAGCUAGUGAAGUCUUACACACAUUGCUAUCGGUAGAGAGAAUUGAAAAACAAGAGGAUGUUGUAGAAAACCAAACAUAUCAGACUUCGACCAAUGCUGAUGGACAGGAAGAAGCACAGAUACAAUGGCACACACCAGUGUCUAUAUCACAUUCAUUAUUUUCAGCUAUUGAUUCAGGGCACUUCACACAUAAUCUUGAUGAGCAGCAGGUAGUCAUUUGGGAGGGUCACACAAUAGUUGAUCCAGAGAGUAAUAUUAAUACUAUUUACACUGGCCAUUCUAUAGAAGAAUCUGAAACAGGUGAUGAAUCCCCAAAAGCCACAGAAAAUGAAAUUAAAAAAGAAAAUCCGAAGGCUAAAAAAAAGAUUACAGUGAAAAAAAAGAAAAAAAUAGUUAAUGGAAUGCCAAAUGAUCCAACAAAGAUAGAAGAAAGUGUUGCUCAAGUAAAAGAUAGAUUUAAAAGAGGUUGUGAAUGCCAAGAUGAAAGCUGUUUCAGGGGUUUAAAUGCUGAGAGUGUCUAUAAACAUCGACUUAAUAUAGCUGAACUUACCAAAGGUGAACACGAUAUGUAUUUAAUGGGAGUUACUAUGGCUUGUUUAGCAAACCCUGAUACUACGGUAAGACACAAGGAACGAAGGAGGUUAAGAGCACAGUAUGUGUAUCAAGGUAGAAGAGUAUGUCUUGAUGCUUUUUUGUAUUUAGAAAACUGUACACAUUAUCAAUUAAAAAGGAUAAGAAAACACGUAAUGACACAUGGUGUCGCUCCUAGAGUACAUGGUAAUCAUGGUAAAAAACCUCAUAAUACCUUCUCACUAGAUAUUUACAGACAUGCCACUGAGUUUUUAAAACAGUAUUUACAACAGCAUACGGGCGAAAAAGAUAUCGUAAAUACCAAACAGCCUAUACAGCUUCCGUGGGAUGUCACACGAAAAAAUCUACAUGAUUCUUAUAAAGAAUAUGGACAGAUUCUUGAACCUGGUAUUAAAUUAAUGGGUUAUUCAACAUUUAGGCAUUUUAUGAAGGAACAAUUUCCACAUGUAAAAUUCUGCAAAGUCGAACCAAAAUCUUGUACCCCACAUCAUUCCACUAAUCAAAAUACUACUCAUAGCAGUAGUCAACAGCAGCAACAAACACCACAAGUUCAAACUGUUUCCCAAAAUCAACAAAUACAAACAGUUAUUGAGAGACCUCGCGAACAGCAAAUUCAAGUACAAAAAUGUGUAAUUACCAACGAAGUUCAACAAGUGAUUCCGUUAGUAGUUGCUCCAUCUCCAACUGAUACUACCAAUGCUCAACAUCACCAGCAAACCUUUUUAGUCACUCCUGUUCCGCAGUUAGUCCCCAACGCAAAUGUUGUGACACCUCAACAUAGUAAUAACCAUACUACAACAAAUACAUUUUCAUAUCAGUUAGCCAAUACAGGAUAUGUUAUUAACGAACAAGGGAAUUUGGUGACUACUAUGGCUAAUACUCAACAUCACACACCAUAUACAUUUGGUAGGAUGUAAAUUGUAAACGUUUUUCUAUUCAACUGGUUACAUACAACAGGUUUCUCAUUAUUAACUCAUAUUUUCAUUAGCUUUAACGGAAAUUAGAAAUCAGUUUCAGAAAAACGGUAUUAACAACGACAACAAGUGCUGAUAAUAAAUAAAUCCGUAUAAUUGAUAACUUCUAUAAUUCUGUCUCUAUGACCAUAGUAUAAACAAAAAAGCAUAGCAUUAUGUACAGAUUUAAAAUAAGUACGGAUUUUUAGUGAAGGUUCUAGAUAUUUUUUAUCUGAACAUAUUUGUUGUCCCUAUCAACAAAAUACAAACUUGUUACUUUUCUUUAUACAAUUUUUUUGUAUCCAUUUUAUG
Molecule: messenger RNA, 2084 nt
Organism: Diabrotica balteata
Lineage: Eukaryota; Metazoa; Arthropoda; Insecta; Coleoptera; Chrysomelidae
Source: the annotation of a GenBank genome assembly